ACAAGUCAAAGCCAGCGACAUCAUCGUUAUAAGUAAUCCGAUAUAAAUCCUAAUUUUCUUACCAGUUGACCCGAAAACACAUACAGACAUCCCAUACCUACUUACCCUAUCUUAGCCGUACGUAGCAUUCACUCUUUGUCCCCCCCAGUCUAUGUAACUACCGUCACCCCUCAAAGAAAGGAAAACAAGUAACAAAGACCAAACCACCGUGCCUGGCUUUGCUUCUUCCUCCUUCUCCCCAUAUAUUCGCCGCCACCUGCGUAUCUGUACUGUACAAAGUCUUGCGCUAUCAGUUAAAGCCGACGAUUUGGAUCUGGACACACCCUAGCUCUGCUGGCUAGGCUUAUUACCUAUCGCAGUUAAAGGACACACUACAUAUCAACUUGCAACAAAGGCAUUCUAUUUCUAGCGCUUUACGAUUCCAUACCUCGUGGUCCAUCUUCUCUAUACCUACAUUGUCGCCUACCUCUCUUCUCCAAGCACCUACCUUCUCCAAGAUCCAAUAAUUUCUAAUGUCUUCACCGCCCUGGGACUAUAUCGCCAAGCUAGUAUGCAUCGGGGACUCGGGAUGCGGUAAAUCCUCUCUCACCAUCCGGCUCUGCGAGGGGCGCUUCAGCCCCCAGCACGACGUAACGAUCGGGGUUGAGUUCGGGUCGAGGAUUGUGCCCGUCGGCCCCCCGUACUCCAAAUCACCUACCCCUCCCACCGAGGGCGGCCUACCUGAGCCGCCCCGUGUCGACAAGACGCCGCAAAAACACAUGAAGCUUUCCCUUUGGGAUACGGCGGGUCAAGAAACGUACAAAUCAGUAACACGCUCCUAUUUCCGUGGCGCAUCCGGCGCCUUGCUCGUUUUCGACAUAACUCGCAAAGCGACCUUCGACCACGUUACUGACUGGCUGAAUGACUUGCGCGCGAUCGCCGACCCAGACAUCGUCGUCAUCCUCGUCGGCAACAAACUCGACCAAGCCCAAACGUCCGAGAACAAGCGCGAGGUGACCCAACAGGAGGCCGAAGAAUGGACCCGCCGCAACGGCGUUCUGCAGUACGUCGAGACCUCGGCUAAGUCGGGCGAGAAUGUCGAGGAGGCAUUCAUGCGCGUCGCCGAGCGCAUCUUCGAGAACAUCAACGCGGGCAAAUACGACCUCAAUGACCGCCGCUCCGGCGUCAAGGGUCCCGGUCCUCGCGGCGGCAAUGGGGCUAGGCUUUCCGUAUCUGAAAAGCCGGUGGGGCAGACCGGCGGUUGCUGUUGAGACGCUUGAAUGAAUAGCAUGAAGCCAACGAACAAACAAACAUAUAUUUACAACAUAUUACUACUUAGGUAAGAAUGAAGCGAAGGCAAAGCUGGGUGGGACUGGACUGGACUGGACUGGACUGGACUGGGUUUAUUUAGCUGGGCUGGGCCGGCUUGGUUUUGGUUUGGGUUGUGUUACGUCGAAUAAACCCCGGAACUGCAUGUGAGUCGGAAUCGAACUCAUUUACCAGAUUUCCAACCGGAUUUUUCAAACGGUCAGUCAGAUUAGAUUCAUAAACGACGAUGCCCAACAAACCACAACAACCAACCAACCAACCAACAUCAUCUUUCGAGGUCAUAGAACCUACGAAAAAAGAGCCAGGUUUUAUCAUGAAGUUGGCUCUCUAGAUGCUGAUGCAUGCCCCGAAACCCUGAAGUCUUACAUAGAUAGGGUCCCGGGUACGGGGUACUUUACUUGCUACUCAUGUGGGUUCGACGUUUGGGUCUGGGUCUGGGUCUGGGUCUGGGUCUG
Messenger RNA from Hypoxylon fragiforme, 1763 nucleotides. RefSeq names its product GTP-binding protein rab2. The record is from RefSeq and is a predicted model, not a curated record. Gene Ontology annotation, cellular component: endosome. Gene Ontology annotation, biological process: regulation of endocytosis. The transcript has 2 exons. Gene Ontology annotation, molecular function: GTP binding; GTPase activity. NCBI's taxonomy places the organism in Eukaryota, Fungi, Ascomycota, Sordariomycetes, Xylariales, Hypoxylaceae. Bases 513 to 1250 code for a protein of 245 amino acids.